Amorphotheca resinae ATCC 22711 is the source of this 440-nucleotide messenger RNA. RefSeq lists its product as hypothetical. The coding region runs from base 54 to 350 and encodes 98 amino acids. Lineage: Eukaryota; Fungi; Ascomycota; Leotiomycetes; Helotiales; Amorphothecaceae. The record is from RefSeq and is a predicted model, not a curated record. The transcript has 2 exons.
CUCCCACCUCCCAUCCUUUCCUCUCGAUCCAUCCUCAGGGAGAAAGCAAAAAGAUGGCCCAAGGCACGAUCAAAGUCAAGAAGCCCAGCGCAGCGACGACGGCUCGACGCCCCGCAGCGCUGGGGCCGAAGAAGGGAGCGCGCACGAUCGCGCCGCGUAAGCAGACGCUGGUGAAGAAUAUGAAGAUGGCUAAGAAACAUUCAGCGGGUUUGACGGCGAUGACGGAGAGAACGCUGGGGGCGAAAGCAGGACAUUUGGAAUUGUUGAAGGGAGGGAGGAAGAAUAAAGAUAAAGAUGGGAAGGGGAAGGAGGUCGAGGUUAAGAAGGGGGGGAGUAAGAAGUUUGGUUGAGGGGCAGUCGGGGGAAUAUAAUAAUAUGUGGAAGAAGGUUUUGGGUUCGAGGACGUGGCGAGGUGAGGUGAGGUGACGUUGAGGAUUUGA